AUUGUUCAAGCCUGAAGAAUUCCUGUUUUUCUUUUCACUGCAAAAAUUUCUGCAGUGGAAUAUGAUGCUGUGAUAUUUAUAUGCUUAUACUUUCAUAAUGGACUACAGGAUUGAAACUAAAAAUGAGAAGUCAUGGCAAAAGGAAACAGCCUGGCCUCCACUCCGCCGCACACAGCACAAGUUCAGCAGGAUGAUGAGUGAUGACAGUAAAGACACUUUUAGAAAUGUCAAACAAAAGCCGGGCCUGCAGAUGUGGACCAUCAAUAACAUGCAGAUGGUGCCGGUUCCAGCUCAAGCCUUUGGCAACUUCUUUGAGGGGGACUGUUACAUCAUUCUAUAUAUAAGUCAGAACAAAGGCUCUGCUCAGACAGCUGACAUCCACUACUGGAUAGGGAACACCUCCUCUCAGGACGAACAAGGUGCAGCAGCCAUCUACGUCACCCAGCUGGACGAGUACCUGGGUGGGAGUCCGGUCCAGCACAGGGAGGUGCAGGGCUACGAGUCACCCCGGUUCAAGGGUUACUUCAAAAACGGCCUGAUCUACAAAAAAGGCGGAGUGGCAUCUGGUUUUAAGCAUGUCGACACAAACGCCUACAAUGUCCUACGAUUGUUGCACGUCAGAGGGAGGAAGCAUGUCACAGCAACAGAGGUGGAGGUGUCGUGGAACAGCUUUAAUAAAGGAGACAUUUUCCUGCUGGAUGUGGGGAAAGCCAUAGUACAGUGGAACGGCCCACAGAGCAACAGGAGAGAGAAGCUCAAGGCGGUCUUGUUGGCUCAGGACAUCCGGGACAGGGAGCGAGGAGGUCGUGCUCAGAUUGGGGUGGUGGAAGGAGGAGACGAGGCAGACUCCCCAGAGCUGAUGAAGAUCAUGAUGUCGGUGCUGGGCCAAAGGACGGGGCAGAUAAAAGAGGCCAUACCUGAUGACAAACCUGAUGAGGUGCAGAACAGCAGUGUCAGACUCUACCAUGUUUUUGAAAACAGUGGGAAUCUAGUGGUUCAAGAAGUCGCCACGCAGCCUCUAACGCAAGACCUCCUGCGCUCUUCUGACUGCUACAUUGCAGACCAGAAAGGCUCUUGUGUGAUGGUGUGGAAGGGCAAAAGCGCCACCAAGGAAGAGCGACGAGAAGCUCUGAACAGGGCAUUGGGUUUUAUUAAAGCCAAGAACUACCCAACCAGCACCAAAGUGGAGGUGAUGGCUGAGGGAGGAGAGUCAGCGAUGUUCAAGCAUUUGUUCAAGUCCUGGAGAGAAAAAGGACAAACACAGGGACUGGGAACCACCUACAGCGUGGGAAAGAUAGCUAAGGUCGACCAGGUUAAGUUUGAUGUGAUGGAGCUUCAUGCACGUCCUGAACUGGCAGCGAAGCAGCGUAUGGUGGAUGAUGCCUCUGGAGAUGUUAAGGUGUGGCGCAUUGAAAACCUGGAGCUGGCAGAUGUAGACCCGAGUACAUAUGGUCAGUUCUAUGGAGGAGACUGCUACCUGGUGCUUUAUACCUAUCAAAGAUCAAACCAACCACAAUAUGUCCUCUAUAUGUGGCAGGGCUGCCACGCCACUAAAGAUGAGAUCACAGCGAGCGCCUAUCAGGCUGUAAAUAUCGAUAACAAGUACAAUGGGACCCCAGUGCAGGUCAGGGUGGUCAUGGGAAAAGAGCCUCGCCAUUUCCUGGCUAUUUUUAAGGGCAAACUCAUCAUCUUUGAGGGUGGGACUGGUAAGCCUGGGGUGGUAAACCCUGAGAAGGGAGCCAGGCUCUUCCAGGUCAGAGGGACUAAUGAACUAAACACAAAGGCCACUGAAGUUAUGGCGAGGGCAACGUCUCUGAACACCAACGAUGUUUUCCUGCUCAAGACCAACCAGAUAUGCUACCUGUGGUACGGAAAGGGCUGCAGUGGGGAUGAGAGAGUGAUGGGCAGAGCUAUGUCUGAUGUGCUGUCCAAGCAGGACAAGCAGGUGGUGAUGGAGGGACAGGAGCCAGCUGAAUUCUGGGUAGCUCUGGGAGGAAAGGCCCCUUAUGCCAGUGAUAAGAGGCUGCAGAGGGAGGAGCCGCCUCAUAGCCCCAGACUCUUUGAAUGCUCCAAUCAGACGGGUCGCUUUCGGAUGACAGAGGUGGACGAUUUCGCUCAGUGUGACCUGGAUGAGGAGGACGUCAUGCUUCUGGAUACCUGGGAGGAAAUCUUCUUAUGGGUUGGAAACUUAGCCAACCAGUACGAGACCAAAGAGGCGUGGAACAGCGCUCAGGAAUACCUGCGGACCCACCCAGCUGGCCGUGACCCAGACACACCCACUAUCUUUGUCAAACAGGGAUAUGAGCCGCCGACAUUCACCGGCUGGUUCAAUGCAUGGGACCCUCAUAAGUGGAGUGGAGGAAACUCCUAUGAGGAGAUGAAAAAAAAGUUGACUGAUGCAGCAUCUCUUUCACAGAUUGCUGUAGAACUGAGUAACACUAAUCUGAAUAAGAGUCCUGGUGGUGGUUAUGGGGCACCUGGGGGCCCAGUGAGCUCUCCUCCUCCAGUCUACAGGGUCCACGGAGAUCUGUCCCCAAAGCCCUCAACUCCCUCCAGCCCUUCCACCCAGAGACCCCAGCCCUCUGUGUCCCCCUCUUACAUUUUCUCUCCAUCGGUCACAGCUGGUGGCAGUAGGCUGUCCUCUGCUGGAGGGCAGUAUCUGGACCCUCAGCUCCUUAUCAACAAGUCUCCAAGUGAGCUGCCGCAGGGAGUGGACCCCAGCCAAAGGGAGGAGUAUCUGUCUGAUGUGGAUUUUGAGAACCUGCUUGGCACCAGCCGCUUAGACUUUCAACGCCUGCCAAAGUGGCGGCAAAAUGACUUGAAGAAAAAAGCAGGACUAUUCUGAGAAACAUUUAUCGUCCUUAUGUAAAGAAAUGAAAGCUGUAAGGCAGAAGUUAAGCUCACAAAGAUGCCAUAAUACCAAGUCUUGAAGGUUUUUUUUUUUUUACUGACACUUUAUUUUUCAACAACUAAGCAGCUUCUAAUAAUUUAAUAUGGCCUUUAAUUAUCAUAGCUUUAAAAUAUUGUAAGAAAUUUGCACAUUUCAUGGACACAAAGUCGUUUAUAUGGAAAUUAUUUUAAAUGGUUGUAUUUUAUAUUUCUCUUCUUGAUCAUAAACUGAUUGCCCUUCUCAGCAUGUUAUUAUCUUUUGUCAUGAAUAAAUGACUUAAAACAUGAAUAAACUCACACAAUAAUCUAUCGAGGACUGCUGGUUUUAUUGGAAAGCUAGUGCAAAUGUAAAAGGAGUAACACACUAAAGCACUGACACUUAUGAGCAUGUCACAGAAAAAACUGUUUAAGUACUCCAGGCGAUAGAAAUGAUAAAAUACUCUCUGAAAUAUUAUUAUUAUUAUCGAUUAAUGUCCAAUACCUGAUACAGUGAAGAAGCCUUCAGAGCAAAGUCAUACAACAGUUGCUUGUUAUGAUUCUUAUAUUAACAGUUAAAAAAUAAAGUUAUAAGGCAUAAAGUAUGAACAAAAUAAAAUAAAAUCACAGUGACAAACACGUCGCAUUCAGAAUAAACAGACACAAUCACACACACUCACAUAUGAUUUUCAGCAUCUGCCCUUUGAACCAUACCUUUACUCCAGUGACAAACACAGAGCAUAAAAUAACUUUUAUAACAAAUACUUAAAAUGUUUU
This is a messenger RNA of Sphaeramia orbicularis (orbiculate cardinalfish), 3642 nucleotides long. RefSeq names its product villin-like (gene vill). Gene Ontology annotation, biological process: cytoskeleton organization; barbed-end actin filament capping; actin polymerization or depolymerization. Gene Ontology annotation, cellular component: actin cytoskeleton; cytoplasm. The record is from RefSeq and is a predicted model, not a curated record. Gene Ontology annotation, molecular function: actin filament binding; phosphatidylinositol-4,5-bisphosphate binding. The transcript has 21 exons. Lineage: Eukaryota; Metazoa; Chordata; Actinopteri; Kurtiformes; Apogonidae. The coding region runs from base 98 to 2845 and encodes 915 amino acids.